CCAUAUUUGCUCUUGUAGCAAUCAGUUGCAGAUCUAGGAAUUUCAAGUCCCAUGGAAUGUGUCAAAGAGUCCAAUGCUAGCCAGAGGAUUUCAUUUGAAUCAUCUCCAAACACCAAAUGGAAAAUGGUUCCGGACAUCAAAAUUACAGAAAUUAUCAAGGAUCUCAACCCAGUUGCAAAUUCAUUAAAUGUUGUCACUGAGAUGGAAAAUCUACUAGCUGGAGUUUCAUCCUUUUUCAUGGCAGAUGACAAUCUAAGAAAGGCUGAAACUCUUACAAAGGAGCUCGAUAAUAUAUGCAAUAUUGUGAGAAGGAAGCACGAAGAAGCUAAGGAACUUCAGGUCCGCUCGAUAAUAAACAAUAAUGCACUGCUCUUGCUCAACUAUACCAUGCUAGAGGAAAAGAUUCAAGCGCUUCAGAAAUUUUCCUCAAGCCUGCUUAUUAAGGAAAUCUGAGGCGUUCGUGAACUACUGCUCUGUUGCCGAAGCUUCCUGUAGUACAUGCGCGUGCAAGGAAAGUUAACAAUCAUGCAUCUGCUGCUUUGAUAAUUACUUCUUUCUGGUUUCUUAUCCUUCGAUAUUAGUAACCCCACCUAAUUG
Molecule: messenger RNA, 597 nt
Organism: Phalaenopsis equestris
Lineage: Eukaryota; Viridiplantae; Streptophyta; Magnoliopsida; Asparagales; Orchidaceae
Exons: 5
Coding region: 52-453 (133 amino acids)
Source: RefSeq, a predicted model, not a curated record